This is a messenger RNA of Saccoglossus kowalevskii, 2199 nucleotides long. Its product is annotated as proton-coupled amino acid transporter 1-like. Gene Ontology annotation, cellular component: vacuolar membrane. NCBI's taxonomy places the organism in Eukaryota, Metazoa, Hemichordata, Enteropneusta, Harrimaniidae. Gene Ontology annotation, molecular function: L-alanine transmembrane transporter activity; L-proline transmembrane transporter activity. Gene Ontology annotation, biological process: amino acid transmembrane transport; L-alanine transport. The record is from RefSeq and is a predicted model, not a curated record.
AUGUCACUACUACAUCAUGAUGACAGCGAGGCUCGGCUCUUUUUAGAACAUUCCACCACGAAUCUACAGACACUAAUGCAUCUAUUGAAAGCAAACACUGGUUCGGGAUUUUGGGGAUUGGCGUACACUGUGAUGAAUGCCGGGAUUUUGCUUGGACCAAUAGCGUUGGUCAUCAUUGGAAUUAUAUGCACACAUAGUAUGAAGAUAUUGGCUGACAGCAGUCACGCCCUCUGUAGGCGAAAUGGGAAAAUGUUUCUUGACUACGGCGAUGUUACGCAUGAGGCCAUGCGGUUGUCAUCUGUAAAAUGGUUUAAUUCCUAUGGCAGUGUAGGCAGGGCAGUAGUGAAUACGUUCCUUCUUUUCAUUCAACUUGGGUUCUGCAGUGCAUAUUUCAUAUUUAUAGCUUCCAACGUUCAGCAGGUGUACCACAAUUUCCAUAAAAACAACACUCCUGCGAUACAAGUAUUCAUGGUCAUACUUGCCGUCUUUAUUAUUUUAUAUUGCUAUAUCAGAAAUCUAGAUGAUUUAGCAAUUUUUUCAACUGUUGCCAACAUUAUAGUAGUAGUGGGAGUGAUUAUCAUAUAUCAGUACCUUAUCCAUGGAAUUGCUGAGAAAAGAACAGAUGUGAGUUCCUUACCACUUGCAAGAAAUAUUUCGAAUUUGCCAUUAUUUUGGGGACCAGCAAUAUAUGCAUUUGAAAGCAUUGGAACGGUACUUCCAAUCGAAAAUAAAAUGAAACAUCCACAUGAUUUCACGAAAGUUCUCUACACUAGUAUGUCUAUUGUGACGACUGUAUUUGUAACUUUUGGGACCCUUGGAUAUCUGUGCUUUGGUUCGGGCGUCUCGGAUACAAUUACACUGAAUCUUCCAGAGGAUCAGGGACUCUAUAUCUCUUUGAAGAUAUUAUUCUCCAUGGUGAUGUUUGUCAGUUAUGGCUUACAAUUCUAUGUAAUAAUACAGAUAACAUGGCCAUGUGUGCAAGAGUAUGUACCCGAGAAUUAUCGAGUAUUCGGCGAAUAUGUAUUCCGGACAACACUUGUUCUAAUGACAUUGGUAUUUGCAGCAAGUAUUCCACACCUGGGUCUGUUCAUCUCAUUGGUUGGAUCAUUUGCAGGCAGUGUCCUAACUCUGAUUUUCCCGCCAAUCAUUGAAGAACUUACAUUUUACAAUGGUUACGGAGAAACAACGUCAAGAUUGAGACUUACAAAAAAUGUUUUAAUAGUGGUUUUUGGAAUAUUGGGAUUUAUAUUUGGUACUUUUGCGUCAAUUGUGAAAAUAUUUUCUGCAUUCAAAUCUGUACCAGAUAUGUUAUCUGUACCAGUUGCUGGUAGUGGGUAUCCAAUGGAUCUGCUGAUCAUUCUUUCCUGGUUCAUGAAUCUACAGACACUAAUGCAUCUAUUGAAAGCAAACACUGGUCCGGGAUUUCUGGGAAUGGCAUACACUGUGAUGAAUGCUGGAAUUUUGCUUGGACCAAUAGCGUUAGUCAUCAUUGGAAUUAUAUGCACACAUAGUAUGAAGAUAUUGGCUGACAGCAGUCACGCCCUCUGUAGGCGAAAUGGUAAAAUGUUUCUUGACUACGGCGAUGUUACGCAUGAGGCGAUGCGGUUGUCAUCUGCAAAAUGGUUUAAUUCUUAUGGCAGUGUAGGCAGGGCAGUAGUGAAUACGUUCCUUGUGUUUAUUCAACUUGGGUUCUGCAGUGCAUAUUUCAUAUUUAUAGCUUCCAACGUUCAGCAGGCGUACCACAAUUUCCAUAAAAACAACACUCCUGCGAUACAAGUAUUCAUGGUCAUAUUUGCCGUCUUUAUUAUUUUAUAUUGCUAUAUCAGAAAUCUGGAUAAUUUAGCAAUUUGUUCAACUUUUGCUAACAUUAUAGUAGUAGUUGGAGUGAUUAUCAUAUAUCAGUACCUUAUCCAUGGAAUUGCUGAGAAAAGAACAGAUGUGAGUUCCUUACCACUUGCAAGAAAUAUUUCGAAUUUGCCAUUAUUUUGGGGACCAGCAAUAUAUGCAUUUGAAAGCAUUGGAAUAGUACUUCCAGUCGAAAAUAAAAUGAAACAUCCACAUGAUUUCAAGAAAGUUCUCUACACUAGUAUGUCUAUUGUGACGACUGCGUUUGUUACUUUUGGGACCCUUGGAUACCUGUGCUUUGGUCCAGGCGUCUUGGAUACAAUUACACUGAAUCUACCAGAAGAUCAGGGGUAG